This is a messenger RNA of Diorhabda sublineata, 1341 nucleotides long. RefSeq lists its product as uncharacterized. The record is from RefSeq and is a predicted model, not a curated record. NCBI's taxonomy places the organism in Eukaryota, Metazoa, Arthropoda, Insecta, Coleoptera, Chrysomelidae. Bases 30 to 1100 code for a protein of 356 amino acids. The transcript is spliced from 4 exons.
UGUUUAUUUUCGUUUUCUUAAUACCAAACAUGGACAAAGAGUUUGGUUUAUUGUUGAUUUUACCGAUUGUUGUUUGCGUGCAAGUUACCAAUCACCCGGUGUACAAAUUUAGAUACGAAACUGAAGAUCUGAUGAAAACCGCCGCUUCGAAUUUACCGGUUAGAGGAUAUCACGUCGUGGAAGGUGGUUACUAUCCACAAAUCGGAGCAGCUGGCGGAGGUUUCGGUUUCGCGGGAUCGCCAUUGGGUAACCAAGCAUUCAGUGGUCAAUUUCUAGGUCCUAAUGUAGCGCUAGGUCAAGCCGUUCCUUUGGGAACAACCUUCGGAGGACAGAUUAUCCCGCAGUACAUCCACGGUGGUGUUGGUACGUUGGGAGGUUUAUACGGAGGUCUACAACAUCAUCCACACCAUAUCGGAGGCGAAGAAAUCAUCAAAGGUCAAUUCAGUUCGGGGAAGAAGAACGCGAACGAUGAAAAAUUCGAAAAAAGCGAGGGUAGAAAAGGGGAUGAACUGAAUCAUAAUAAAGCCGGUUUCGCUAAAGGGGAGGUUCUAGUUAAAGAUUUCAAAGGCGAUUCGGGGCGUUAUAACAACGUAAACGGGGAGAAGAAAGUAUACGAAGACGGUAAGGAAUAUCAAGGGGGGCAACAUUACAAUAAAGAAGGUAAAAGCGGGGAGGAGAAAACGGCGAAACAGGGACACAAAAAGGGACAUAAAGUGAAGAGUUUUAAAAAUUCCCAUCACAAGGACGAAACCGGUAAAAGUGAAGAAUAUUACGACGAAUCUCACGACGAAGGGGGUAACUACGUGUUUAAUGGUCAAUCGGGUAGUUUCGGAGAACAAGGAGCGUCAGGUUUUAAGGGCGGUCAUCACGAUUCGAAAUAUAAUCAAGCGGAAGCUAAAAAAGAGGGACAGUUCGAGAAUAAGCAUUCCGUUGAAAAAGUCGAGGGCGAUCAAGGAAAAUACGGGGAGAAUAAAUUCGCCGGAAAUCAAGCUUUGUUUGGGUAUAAAACGGGGGCGGACGAACAGAGUCUUUUAGGGCACGAGGAGUCUAGUAAAUUCGUCAAGUCUCACCCGUUGGUGGUGCCUUUUUACCAACCUUAGAAAUUGGGAAAAUGUUUUUUUUUUUUAUUUCUUGGAUUUGAAAAAAUAGCGACGGAAAGUUUUGAUUGCCAUUGUAUCGAUGUUUUGUGACAAAAAAAAACAAAACUACUUCUCUUUAAUUUAUUAUUUAGUUGUUAAGUUUGUACUUUUGUUGACGAUAUUAAGCUCCAAUGAGGUAUCAGUUAUGUAUUAAUUGUUUUUUUUUUAUAUAAUUAAUAAAACCAAUUAUUUUCUAUUUUUA